AUGUUCGAGUUAGUAGAGUUCAACUUGGAUUUCUCCGCCUUUCUCUCCUCCCUGCAACGGAUUCAAAAGGAGUGUUGCUUGACUCUGGAGAAUUUCAAGUAUUCAGAUGCAAGGAAAGAAUCAUUUCUGGAUCUGGAACAUGCACUCGACGAAAUUAUUGAUAGUACCUCAUCUUCCUGGUGGAAAGUUGUGAGUAAGUUUUCGAUUGUUCUGCUAUGGAAAGCCUGCUCUGAAGAUGAGCAUUUCAGGAAAUUGAGAGAGUCGUGCAACUUUAGGCAUUCUAUGCCAUCCAUCGUAGACCGAUUUCCAAAGUGGAAUUUUACAUUCUGCUUUGAGGUCCAUAAGAUGAUGUACUGGGAUCAUCACAUGAUCCAGUUCUUCAAAAGCUUGGGCCUCAACGAAAUGCUAAUCUCUCUACAAUGCUUCUUUGAGUAUCACUUCAGCCAAAUGAACUCCAAUGAAAAUAGCACCAACGAUAUUAUCAUCAACGACAUCAACAUUAACACUGAUGGCAAUGUGCCGAACAAAGAAAUGAGAGAUUUGGCCUUUUUUGUAUAUCUGUGUGAGGGACUACAGGUAGAAUUCUACAAAGCUGGGCUCAUCACCGUCAAUGAUAACAACAAUUACAACAGUUACAACAACUACAACAGUUACAACAAUUACAACAACAGUUGUAACAUUGAAACUAUUAAUAACAAUAACAUCAACAGUAUUGCAAACAAUGACAUUACUACUAGUGUCAUUAACAAUGGCUUCAGUCACAAUCAUUCUAAUCAGUCUAAGCUAGAUUUGAAGAUAAAAACUAAUUUUCGAGAAGUUUGUAGGCUGAUAUUAGAGCUGAAUAGGAAAUUUUUGAACCAGAUAAAAAAUGAGAAAAUAAAAUUUCGUCGUGAUCUUUAUGGCGACGACGACCGCCUAUUCCUAAUUACAGUUAUGAACAUUGGAAAUUUUUUAAAUUUCAUGGCCAAAAAUAACUCCUGUAUACUGGAUAAAGAUAGCAUCUUAUCAUUGAAAAACCCUUCCAACUUUAACAGUAACUAUGAUUCGCUCUUAAGGAGUGGCAUGUUUACUGAUAAAAAUAUAUGCUAUAGCUACAGACUCCUAACUACUGCUGUUGGCUUAGCCGAUGAAAAUAGUAACGAUAAUGACAACGACAACAGUGUCGAGACCGUAGACAAAUUAAUUUCCGAAUUAAUAGAAAUUAUAAUAGAUAACAAAAUAACUUUAUUUAAUUACAUCCAAAAGCUAGAAGACAGUCUGGUGUUGUUGCUAAGAGAUUCAUAUACAUUUGGCUAUAGCAUUGUGGAUAUCGAACUCGAUAGAUUAUCAUUCGUCAUUUCGAACUUGAAACCACAAACUAAAAAUAUUACUAUUAUUAAUCAGAGUAAUAACAACAACAACAAUAAUAAUGGUAGUAAUUGUAAUAGUUAUGAAGAGUUGGAUGAAAUAAUUGAUAAAAUUAACGGUUAUAAAAAGAAGAAAUACGCUUUGAUGACUGAGACUCCGUUUUAUGAUAUUGUAUCAUGUCUGGCGGUUUCAAGCAGGCCAGAUCUAGAUAUUGAUGGUUGA
Messenger RNA from Helobdella robusta, 1569 nucleotides. RefSeq lists its product as hypothetical. The coding region runs from base 1 to 1569 and encodes 522 amino acids. The transcript is spliced from 4 exons. The record is from RefSeq and is a predicted model, not a curated record. Lineage: Eukaryota; Metazoa; Annelida; Clitellata; Rhynchobdellida; Glossiphoniidae.